AAAAUAGGUGAGAAAAAAAUCAAAGCUAAAUCCAGAAGCGAACGAAAAUAUAGCAGCGGCCUUCAUGGUCAUCGCUGCCGCCGCCCCGGUGGCCGGUGCCGCGCCGCCGCCUCCCAAGAAGACAAAGACCGUGACCCUAGCUGCAGCAUCACCACUCACGGCCACAAGAAGGCACCUCUUCCUGGCCGCCGCCGCAUCCGUCUUCCCCACGGCGGCCGCCUCCGCCGCCGCCGGUCGAUUCACUGAGAUCCCCAGCUCCGGCGGCGUCAAGGCCCUGGAGCUCCGGGAGGGUUCCGGCGAUGUCCCGGCUGACGGAGACCAGGUUGCAAUUCACUAUUAUGGGAGGUUGGCUGCGAAGCAAGGAUGGCGCUUCGACUCAACUUACGAUCACAAAGACGCGACUGGUGAUCCUAUACCUUUUGUCUUUACCGUCGGAUCUGGAAAGGUUAUACCUGGUAUUGAGGCAGCAGUGAAGUCUAUGAGAGUCGGUGGUCUUCGUCGUGUGGUCAUUCCACCAUCACAGGGAUACCAAAACACAUCACAAGAACCAAUUCCUCCUAAUUUCUUUGAUCGGCAGAGACUGUUUACUACUAUAUUCAACCCGACGCGCCUCGCUAAUGGCGAGGGUUCCACUCUUGGUAUUGUCAUCUUCGACAUUGAGCUACUCAGCAUAAGGCAGCAUACCUAACUGUUGUUCUUUGGCUAUUGAAAUCUUUGGCACUGUACACUUCUGUCUCAAACAAGCUCUGAGCUAUAUUAUGAUCAUGUUUAUGUCCAAUUCCUCUGUAAAUACAAUUUAUGAAGAAAUGUAAGGUAAUGAUCUCAAUUUA
Messenger RNA from Lolium perenne, 830 nucleotides. RefSeq names its product peptidyl-prolyl cis-trans isomerase FKBP17-1, chloroplastic. NCBI's taxonomy places the organism in Eukaryota, Viridiplantae, Streptophyta, Magnoliopsida, Poales, Poaceae. Gene Ontology annotation, molecular function: peptidyl-prolyl cis-trans isomerase activity. The record is from RefSeq and is a predicted model, not a curated record.